Rhizoctonia solani is the source of this 1083-nucleotide messenger RNA. Its product is annotated as Cellulase (glycosyl hydrolase family 5 protein). Gene Ontology annotation, molecular function: hydrolase activity, hydrolyzing O-glycosyl compounds. Bases 1 to 1083 code for a protein of 360 amino acids. The record is from RefSeq and is a predicted model, not a curated record. The transcript has 11 exons. Gene Ontology annotation, biological process: glucan catabolic process. NCBI's taxonomy places the organism in Eukaryota, Fungi, Basidiomycota, Agaricomycetes, Cantharellales, Ceratobasidiaceae.
AUGCUCUGGUCAUUAUCACUGUUGGCUGCUGGCGCUGCUGCCAAAAUUCUGUACGCAGGUGUUAACGAAUCCGGAGGAGAGUUUGGUACUUGGAGUAAUGAUGCCAUCCCAACUACCGGUUUACCUGGAAGAUUUGGCGUGGACUACGCGUUCAUCAACAAGGUUGUCUACCGUAGAUAUUUUGUUGAGAAAGACAAGAUAAACACAUUCCGUGUGGCCUUCUUAUUGUACUUCGGCUACUUCAAAGAAGCAAUCGACUACAUUACCAUUACUAAGGGAGCAUAUGCCAUCCUCGAUCCACACAACUACAUGCGAUACAAUAAUCCUUCCCAGCAACCGACGACUGGAAGUAUUAUUGGGGACAGUUCGGACAUCAAGGCCGCAACAACGGCUCAGUUCCAAGCUUUCUGGAACCAGCUCGCAAACCGCUUCAAGUCCAACGAGAAAGUCAUCCAGACUCAGUUUGGUAUCAUGAACGAGCCCCAUGACAUGCCUACCUCUCUCGUGUUUGCCAACAAUCAAGCCGCCAUCAACGGCAUCCGUGCGACAGGCGCAAAGCAGCUGAUCCUUGCUCCUGGGAACGACUGGACAGGGGGACACUCGUGGACUGGCCAUGUCAACGCAUCGUCCGAAUAUAUGUACAAGCUGAACGACCCGGCGAAGAACCUUGCGAUCGAGGUGCACGAGUAUCUUGACUCGGACUACUCUGGGACACACGCGGAGUGCACUCAGCCCGGGCCAUCUAAUCUUGCCGCCCUUACCGCCUGGCUUAAAAAAUACGGCCUAAAAGCAAUUGUCGGAGAGACUGGAGGAGGCCAGAACGCCAACUGCUAUGCACAGAUUAAAGAAAUGCUCAACUAUCUUGCUGCCAAUGACGAAUACAUUGGCUGGACAGGAUGGGCUGCCGGACCACUCUGGGGCACCUUCCGGUCCUGCUGUGGAGAUGAUUCUGGCAAUCUUGAGCCGGGCACCAAAGCUGGUAAUGGAUCAAUUCCUGGUGGGUAUGAGACAACCUGGGCCAAUGGAUUCCGGCCAAGCAUCCCGAAGACACUAAAGCGCAGUGGGAUCUCGAGUUGGAAUUAA